This is a messenger RNA of Drosophila suzukii, 1023 nucleotides long. RefSeq lists its product as uncharacterized. Lineage: Eukaryota; Metazoa; Arthropoda; Insecta; Diptera; Drosophilidae. The record is from RefSeq and is a predicted model, not a curated record.
UUCAAAUUAACAUGUUAAAAAUGAAGUGGUAUAUGAAUGGGUUAUACCAUAGAAGUUGUAAAUUUGUUUAUGUUAUUGAAUACUAAGUUUUUCUGAGUUCAUAUGGUCCACAAAUAUAUCUGUGCGACUUUUGCCAUGCGUAACGCUGCCGGCUGGCAGUCCGACCUUUUUUGGGGGGCACUUUUAUGGAGCAUGAGAAACGGAGACAGAUAUCAUUGCUUUUAAUUGCCCGAUCUCAGCGCCUAGGCCUAGGUCAGUCUCUACCAGAUUCCAGAUUGCCAAUACACUCCACUCCGCUCCGCUCCAUAAUUAAUUUAAUAAAAUGUAAAGCAGCCAGCUGAAAAAAACUUGACUCAUUCUCGGCGCUCAGAAGCGACUUUGAGCGCGAUUCGAGAUCGGUUGACUCACAGACUUGAGUUCAACUCGUUUUUGUGGCAUUCAACGGCAAGCGAAUAAAAGUUCGCCGCCUCGAUAUUCUAUGAUCAGUUUACAGUCUCAACUUCACCCAGGCCCAGGUGUUCCAGUUUCGGUUGAAGUGCUUCUCUCCGAGGAUUAGCCCCUGAAAUACUAAGUCCAUAUCAAACAGCCAAUCAUGCUGACCGCCUGCCAAGUAACGCUGCUCGCUGGAUGUCUGGCUCUGGCCACCAGCUCGAUUCGGGCCCAGUUCUUCUACCACCAGGCGUUGGGUCUGCCGGCUGCGCACGCUUACCAGCCGGCCAACCCGUACCAGGGAUAUGCCACUGCUGAUGCCCAUCCCUCGGUGGUCCGGAAUGCCCAGUGGGAGUCUGAACUGCCCGCCGAACUGUCGAAGAGUGCACGAUUCUACAGUGAUCCCGUGAUCGCCGCCAACCUGGCCAAGGAAUCGCUGCUGACGAAGAAGGAAAUGGCAGUGGUGCAUCGCGAGGCUGAGAAAAUCCCACGGGAACAGGUCUACAAGCUUUUCAAGAACGCCGGCUACCUGCAUCGCAGAUAGAAACCACAAAGCUGCAUCCGUACUCAGAUGAGUUCCGUUUCCCACGUGCC